AUUAGGGUUUGCACAAACCCUAGACGGCGGAGGCGCGCAGGAGGAGAAGCUCGGCAGCAAAGCUCGUCGAAAAUGGUGAAGUUCUUGAAGCCCAACAAGGCUGUGAUCGUCCUCCAGGGCCGGUACGCCGGCCGCAAGGCCGUCAUCAUCCGCUCCUUCGACGAGGGUACCCGCGACCGCCCCUACGGCCACUGCCUCGUCGCCGGCAUCUCCAAGUACCCUAAGAAAGUCAUCCGCAAGGAUUCUGCGAAGAAGACCGCCAAGAAAUCCAGGGUCAAGGCCUUCCUUAAGGUCGUGAACUACAACCACAUCAUGCCCACCAGGUACACCCUCGAUGUUGAUCUGAAGGAUGUUGUCACUCUUGAUGUGCUCCAGUCUCGGGACAAGAAGGUCGUGGCUUGCAAGGAGACAAAGGCUCGGCUUGAGGAGCGGUUCAAAACUGGCAAAAAUCGAUGGUUCUUCACCAAGCUCAGGUUCUAAACCAUUAUCUUAAUCGGUGGUUUUACUACGAUUAUGUUAUCAGAUUUUGGUUUGUUUUCAUAGUUUGUUUUGAUGUGUUGAGAUGGACCUGUGUUUGCAUUUGUUAUGGAUUUAGUACUUUCUUCUACAUGAAUCUAUGAAUUUUUCAUUAAAUGAUGUUC
Dioscorea cayenensis subsp. rotundata (Guinea yam) is the source of this 641-nucleotide messenger RNA. Its product is annotated as 60S ribosomal protein L27-3-like. Gene Ontology annotation, molecular function: structural constituent of ribosome. Gene Ontology annotation, cellular component: ribosome; cytosolic large ribosomal subunit. Gene Ontology annotation, biological process: translation. NCBI's taxonomy places the organism in Eukaryota, Viridiplantae, Streptophyta, Magnoliopsida, Dioscoreales, Dioscoreaceae. The record is from RefSeq and is a predicted model, not a curated record.